GUGCCGCGCGCGCGUAGCGAGGCAGCAAGCAGCAGCAGCAGCAAUGGCGGUGGAGGCGUCGGGCUUGCGCGAGCAACUUGAGCGCGCUCGCCAGAGCCUCCACAGCGUCGACGAGAACAUCAAGAAGCUGACGGGACGCGACCCCAAUGACUUGCGGCCUGGACCGGGCAGGCGGUUGUCCCUCACGGGUGGACCCCAGGGCCUUGGCAGGGGGCGAGGAAUGGGGCUUCUGAGGCGUGGGCUCUCGGACACGGGGCUACUGGCAGGGAUGGGCGGACCGCCGGCCAAGAAGAGAGAUAUGGAUGGAGCGAUGGGCAGGCCGGGGCCAGAGCGGCGGGUCCGACGUGAAUCCCACCCCGAGAGUGACGCCGAGGACGACGAGGACGUGCAGAAGCCCGCAGUGCAGUCAUCAGUGGUGAAUACUGCCAAGGAGCGAACACGCCGAGACCUCAUCCAUGACCAGAACCCAGACGAAAAGGGACGGCAGAGGAAUCGGCGAAUGUUUGGGCUGUUAAUGGGGACCCUGCAAAAAUUCAAGGCCGAGGCAUCGGAGGAGAACGAAAAGCAAAAGCGGCGGCACGAGAUUGAGGCGAAGGUCGAGGAGCAGGCGGAGGAGGAGCGGCGCGCUCUGGCGCUGGAGCGGCGUGAACUGUUUGAGGAGCGGCGCAACCAGCAGGCAACGCUGCGCCUGCUCGAGGUCAAGGUGCAGCUGGCGCACCUGCAAGAGGAGUGGGAUGCACACAACCAGAAGUUGCUCCCGUUCAUCCGCACCAAGACGAAGCCGCAGAUGUUCUUCCUUCCGGCCAAGAUGAGCCCUGACACGCAAAAGCUGCUGGAGGAGUCGCAAAAGACUCUGAGUGAUGAGUUUGCGAAACGACGCGCCGACUUCCUGGAGGAGAUUGAAAGAAUGGAGGUGCGGCCACGACGCGCGAGGAUCCGGGGGCGGUUGGGUCCCACGCCGGACGGAGACGGGGAUCUGGGGGGCGGCCCCCCCUGGCUGGGGGAGGGCCCUGAGACAGAGGACGCGGAGGGUAAGGCGAAGAUGGGGCGCGUUGGAGAGGACACAGAUGCAGCGCCGGUGCAGGAUGUAGAGAUGUCGGGCGGCCCCGAGGGUGAGGGGGGGCAGGCAGGGCAGGAGCAUCCAGAGCAGGAGAAGGGCAGCUUCGAGGCCAAGCACCAGGAGGAGGGGAUGGAGGAGGGGGAGGUGGGGGAGGUAGGGGAGAGGGCCCAGCCUGAAGGGCAGGAAGUGAGUAAGCCUGAAGAGACGAAAACACCGGUGGCCAAGGAGGCGAGUAGCGAGAGGCGCAGGGAGAGCGAUCGUGGGCAGCGAAUCCGCAUCGUGCGGCGGGGGCCGGAGCGUGACCGGGGGGGCAGCCCAGACAGGCGGCGCGAUGGCUGGGACCGGCGCAGGGGGGCCAUGGGAUUCGGGGGCAGCCGCAGCCACGAGCAGGGCGGCUCGGGAGGGGGACGGCGGCGGCGCCAUAGCUCGGAGCGGGGACGUCGGGAGCGGGAGCCGGUGCGGCGGAGCCCCCGCCCGCGCUCGCCCCGUCACGCGCGCCACUUGGAGCGCGGUGACAAGAACGAGACCAACAGGAAGGUCAGGGCUGGGUCCGACGGGGACAAGAAGGGGGGGCACAGUGGGGAGGGGGGGCACAGGGGGGAGAGGCGGCGCAGGCUCUCAGAGGGCGGGGCUCGUCGCAGGCAUAGCGAGGGGCACAGGGGAGCCGAGGCCGGAAAGCGGUUGUCCUCGGAGGGCAGCGCCGAGAAAGGUAAGGAGGCAGAGGCCGCAGGGCAGCAGGGCGACACAACAGGGGAGGAUGUGCAGAUGAUGGUGCCAGCGGAGGAGACGGAGGGUCAGGAGGAGCCAGGGACACAGGCAGUGGAGUCGUAGGGGGAAGUUAAGCCCCGGGGCCGUCCCUCAACAUUGGUAAGUAUGGGGGGGGGGUGGGGGGUUUCCGUGGCCUCGCCAGGGCUCGGCAGGGCUGUCACCCCCCAGUUUUCAGAGCGAUGAUCCGCCAGACGCCCAUGGUGUGCACUGGGCUUCUCGCGGAUGUCAACGACCACGUCCCUGCGAACGGCAGCACUUCUGCACGGCCUUGCGCGUUUCAUGCCGGGGACAGAGACUCCUCUUAUGAUCUCGGUGGGGAAUGCGAGGCUUUUCACUUGUUGAACGUGCGGUGUUUCUGUCAAGUAACCGAGUGUACACAUUUUAAUCAGGACUCUGGUUCCCUUCCACACUUGGAGCUGUGCUGUAAGAGUCGCAUCAAGGUUCCUGCACCUGGCCCCAUGCGUGUUUUAUGCGGUCACUAUUCCAUGCAGCUCGAGACAAUGUUUAUAAGUUGGACAUUUUGGAUAAAUAAAUUGUUGGGCGUGAA
This is a messenger RNA of Lethenteron reissneri (Far Eastern brook lamprey), 2375 nucleotides long. RefSeq names its product pinin, desmosome associated protein (gene PNN). The record is from RefSeq and is a predicted model, not a curated record. Lineage: Eukaryota; Metazoa; Chordata; Hyperoartia; Petromyzontiformes; Petromyzontidae. Gene Ontology annotation, cellular component: catalytic step 2 spliceosome.